Entamoeba invadens IP1 is the source of this 471-nucleotide messenger RNA. RefSeq lists its product as hypothetical. Bases 1 to 471 code for a protein of 156 amino acids. The transcript has a single exon. The record is from RefSeq and is a predicted model, not a curated record. NCBI's taxonomy places the organism in Eukaryota, Evosea, Mastigamoebida, Endamoebidae.
AUGAAAGAGCGAAUGAAAAAGGUGGGGAUCAAAGCAAAAGUGAUUACACUCGAACAGCUUAAAAAGAGGUAUUACACUCACGCGAUGCAACGCGAGUUGGCGGAUAAAUACGACCUCUUUUUGAUGGAGGGUGGAUACUUAUACCUCCGAAGAUCGUAUUUCGACGCGGAGGUCAUGUCCGGCAAGUGUAUCAUCCCAAUCAAUGUGAAAGAAGACAAACUUAAAUUCGAGUUUGAUAGAAUCAUGCAGGGCACUGCUGUGAUGAUGGGUAUCUCACAUGGCGAGAUUACAGCAGCAAUUGGCUCACUUUCAAUGAGCGAAAAGGAACUCACUGAAAAUGUCAUUGCAUGCACAGAGAAAAUGGUGGAAGUGUUACCGUCGGGGUUAGAGAAUUUGGCGUCGGUUGAUUUGACUAUGAAGGUGAAGAUUAAAUACAUCAAAGUCCCAUUGUUUACUGGGUUCGAUUAUUGA